Malania oleifera is the source of this 1140-nucleotide messenger RNA. RefSeq names its product adenylate isopentenyltransferase-like. NCBI's taxonomy places the organism in Eukaryota, Viridiplantae, Streptophyta, Magnoliopsida, Santalales, Ximeniaceae. Bases 1 to 1140 code for a protein of 379 amino acids. Gene Ontology annotation, biological process: cytokinin biosynthetic process; tRNA modification. Gene Ontology annotation, molecular function: tRNA dimethylallyltransferase activity; AMP dimethylallyltransferase activity. Gene Ontology annotation, cellular component: mitochondrion. The transcript has a single exon. The record is from RefSeq and is a predicted model, not a curated record.
AUGAGAUCACUCUGCUUCCCAAACAGUAGCCACCACUAUUACAGCAAUAAAGCUCAGCUACAGAGUCUCCGUCCUCCGGGGAUAAAGCCCGCCGGCAGGGGACCCCGUUGGGUCCCUAUGUACUCCACUGCUACUGUCCGCUGCCGGUGCCGGCCGCUGGAUGAGGACGACGACGAGCUCAAGAAGAGCAAAAACAAGCGUAGAAACAAGGAAGACAUCUGCAGUGACAAAAGAAUGGUCGGCAUUUUUGGCCCGACCGGCUGCGGCAAAACCCGGCUGUCCAUCGACCUCGCCACCAUGUUCGCCGGCGAAAUCAUCAACUCCGACAAAAUGCAACUCUACCAAGGCCUCGACAUCACCACCAACAAGCUGGCAUUACACCAGCGGCGCGGCGUCCCCCACCAUCUCCUCGGCGAUUUCGACCCGGCCGACGGCGAAUUGACUGCUUCCGAUUACCGCUCCGUCGCCUCUUCCGCCAUUUCCGAUAUCUGGUCUCGAGAGAGAUUGCCCAUUUUAGCAGGGGGAUCCAACUCCUUCAUCUACGGUCUGCUCGCCCGCGAGUUCGACCCGGAAUCGAACGUGUUCGACGGGUCGAGCUCGGUCUCCGCCGAGCUGCGCUACAACUGCUGCUUCCUCUGGGUGUACGUCGCCCCUCCGGUGCUAGACGAGUACUUGGAGAAGCGAGUCGACGACAUGCUCCGCGCGGGGAUGUUCGAAGAGCUCGCCGAGUUUUACGACUCGGAGGGAGUCGACACCGGGACUCGGGCUGCGUUGAGGAAGGCAAUCGGCGUGCCGGAGUUCGCUCAGUACUUUAGGAGGUACCUGAACCCGAAGCCGGUCAAGGGCAAAAGCAUGAUUGACAGUGACACGCAGCGCGAGGGGAAUGUGGGGAAUAGGAGGGAGGUGUACGAUGAAGCGGUGAGGGCCAUCAAGGACAACACGUGUCAGCUGGCGAAGAGGCAGGUGGGGAAGAUCCGACGGCUGAGAGAGGGCGGCUGGAAUCUCGGGCUGGUAGACGCAACGGAGGUUCUGCGCGCCGUGAUGGCGUCAGAUUCCGACCGGCGAAUAUCAGAUGAGAUUUGGGAAACGCAAGUGCUGGAACCAAGCGUGAAGAUUGUGAAGCGGUUCUUGGAGGAGUAG